Molecule: messenger RNA, 1194 nt
Organism: Clunio marinus
Lineage: Eukaryota; Metazoa; Arthropoda; Insecta; Diptera; Chironomidae
Source: the annotation of a GenBank genome assembly
AUGUUCUUUAUGCUGAAGUUUCAACAAAUGGGUUUGCCUAACGCAUUUAGGUUCCUUACGGGACACGACAGUCCCGACAAUAAUUCAGGUGGUGACAAACGGGAUAAGCACAUGACGGAGGCUACAAAAAGUCCAGGAGGUCCAAAACCACCAACUUUAGACUUAAACAUUGAAGCAAAUCGCUUGAAGACUUUUGAAAAUUGGCAUGUGACGUUCAUCGACAAACACCAGCUAGCUUUGUUAGGAUUCUAUUAUUACGGUCCAAGUGACAUGGUGAAAUGUUAUUUCUGUGGGGUGGAAAUAGGAAUGUGGGAGGAAGGCGACGAUGUUCUAACAGAUCACAUGAGAUGGUCGCCAUCAUGUAAUUUAAUAAGACGAAAUGAAACAAAUAAUGUGCCGAUUAGUGAGGCUGUUUUAAAUCAAACACUCCCCCCAGCACCAGAACCAGAUGUAGAACGAAUGCAUACUGUGAGUGAAGGUGCGAUAGAAACGUUAAGUGAAGAUGACAUUCACAUGUAUCAACAUCAAAUCUAUGGACAAGGCGGACUUGAAGCUGUUCUUCGAGGAACUUUGAAUUUAUCAUCAUCAACACGACCGACAAUUUCACGACCCGAACAUCCGGAAUUCGCUGUUGAAGCGAAACGACUUGAAAGCUAUGAAGAUUGGCCAAAAACGAUGCGACAAAAGCCACAACAAUUAAGCGAUGCUGGCUUUUACUAUACAGGAAAAGGCGAUCGAGUUUGCUGCUUUAGUUGUGGUGGUGGAUUAAAGGAUUGGGAAGAGAAUGACGAUCCAUGGGAACAACAUGCGAUGUGGUAUGGAAAAUGUGAAUAUCUUAAACUGAUGAAAGGCGCUGACUUUAUUGAGAAUAUGGUGAAACAAAGAGAAGAAAUUUGCAAGCGAUCAAGUGAAGGGAUGGCUUCGUGUAGUUCGCAAUCAUCUCAAGAAUCGUUAAAAGAUGUUCAAAGCAGCAGUUCAAAUGAAAGUAAACAACAAGAAAAUUCCGAUAAAUCAGAUGAAGAAGAAGAGAAAAAGGACUCAAAAUUGUGUAAGAUUUGUUACAGUAAUGAAUACAACACAAUUUUCCUACCGUGUGGUCAUGUCAUUGCAUGCGCGAAAUGUGCAUCAAGUGUCUCAAAAUGUCCUGCGUGUCGACAACCAUUCGAGAAUGUUAUGAGAGUUUACUUUUCAUGA